This is a messenger RNA of Musca vetustissima, 471 nucleotides long. RefSeq names its product protein archease-like. NCBI's taxonomy places the organism in Eukaryota, Metazoa, Arthropoda, Insecta, Diptera, Muscidae. Gene Ontology annotation, cellular component: tRNA-splicing ligase complex. Gene Ontology annotation, biological process: tRNA splicing, via endonucleolytic cleavage and ligation. Bases 1 to 471 code for a protein of 156 amino acids. The transcript is spliced from 3 exons. The record is from RefSeq and is a predicted model, not a curated record.
AUGGAAGUUGAAUUCAGCAAAGAAGAUUUUCGUCUACCCGAUAUUAAAUACGAAUAUUUGGAUCAUACAGCCGAUGUACAACUCCAUGCCUGGGGUGAAACUCUUCAAGAAGCAUUUGAACAAUGCGGUAUGGCCAUGUUUGGUUAUAUGACAGAACUGGACUAUAUAUCCGUGGAGACCUGCUAUCAAAUUGAAGCCAAAGGUGAUGAUGUUGAGGGACUGCUUUUCCAUUUCUUGGAUGAAUUGCUGUUCCUGUUUUCAGCCGAACCUUUCUUGGUCUGCAGACGUUUGGAAAUAACUAAAUUCGAUUUGGAAAACUUUGAAAUUGAAUGUAAAUGUUAUGGCGAACCUUUCGAUUUGGAUAAACAUCCUCAGGGCACCGAAGUUAAGGCCAUCACAUACUCUGCAAUGCAAGUAAUUCAGGAACCUGAAAAGAGUAAUUAUGAAGUGUUUGUAAUUAUAGAUAUUUAA